GCUAACACAUGCUGCUGCCUGCUGUAGCCGGCUGUAGCGGUGAUCAUGGCUCUCCCAUAAAGCGGGGGAGCGGCGCUGCGUUUUCAGACCUCACGCUGAGAGAAGAAGUGCCGGGACCAUGGCUGGAGUGUUCGACCUCGAUUUGGAUCAACCGGAUGAGAAUGUCUCUGACGACGAGCUGGAGGACGCGGGCCAGCUCAGUGAAUACAUGGACCAGUGCAGUGGCUUUGACUUUAACAUGGAUGACUGUGAGAAGUUUGAAAUUUCAGAGAACAGCGUGAACCAGGGGACAGAGCAGAUCAGGCCUGAAUGCUUUGAGCUGCUGAAAGUUUUGGGGAAAGGAGGCUACGGAAAGGUGUUCCAGGUUCGGAAAGUAUCAGGUGCCAACUGUGGGAAGAUUUUUGCCAUGAAAGUUUUGAAGAAGGCCAUGAUUGUGCGCAACGCAAAGGACACAGCGCACACCAAAGCGGAGAGGAACAUUCUGGAGGAGGUGAAGCACCCUUUCAUCGUGGACCUCAUUUACGCCUUCCAGACCGGGGGAAAGUUGUACCUUAUCCUGGAGUAUCUGAGCGGUGGGGAGCUGUUUAUGCAGCUGGAAAGAGAGGGCAUCUUCAUGGAGGACACGGCGUGUUUCUACCUGGCUGAGAUCUCGAUGGCUCUGGGUCACCUGCACCAGAAAGGCAUCAUCUACAGGGAUCUGAAGCCUGAGAACAUCAUGCUCAAUAACAACGGACAUGUGAAGCUGACAGACUUUGGUCUGUGCAAAGAGUCCAUCCAUGACGGGACGGUCACCCACACCUUCUGUGGCACCAUCGAGUACAUGGCUCCAGAGAUCCUGAUGAGGAGUGGACAUAACCGAGCAGUGGACUGGUGGAGCUUAGGGGCUCUUAUGUAUGACAUGCUGACAGGAGCACCUCCAUUCACUGGUGAAAACAGAAAGAAGACCAUUGACAAAAUCUUGAAAUGCAAACUCAGCCUUCCUCCAUACCUCACACAAGAAGCCAGGGACCUCCUGAAAAAGCUGCUGAAACGUAAUGCCUCAUCAAGACUCGGAGCUGGAGCGGGAGAUGCUGCAGAGGUGCAGGUCCACCCGUUCUUCCGACACACAAACUGGGACGACCUCCUUGCCCGCAAAGUAGAGCCUCCAUUUAAACCUUUCCUGCAAUCAGCCGAAGACGCCAGCCAGUUUGACUCCAAGUUCACCAGCCAGACUCCAGUGGACAGUCCUGACGACUCCACGCUCAGCGAAAGUGCCAAUCAAGUCUUCCUGGGUUUCACAUAUGUAGCCCCAUCUGUGCUGGAAAAUGUCAAAGAGAAGUUCUCCUUCGAGCCAAAGGUCCGCUCACCGCGGAAGUUCCCUGGAAGCCCGAGAACACCUGUGAGUCCUGUGAAGUUUGUAGGAGGGGACUGCUGGCCCCGGGGCCACAGGCUCACCGGCUGCCCGUCCCUGCUGUCCCACGGAAACCCUGUGGAUCAGCCCAUGGAGGUGUCGGCGGUGGAGCAAAUGGACACAGGCGGCGGCAGUGAGGCCUCUGCACCUCUCCCGAUCCGGCAACCUUCAGGCAUCAACGCAGGGCUGUACAAAAAGCAGGUCUACCCCCUGAACUCCAAAAGACCGGAACAUCUACGCAUGAACUUAUGACGCCCGGCUCCUCGGUGAACAUUAGGACUCUUCCACCUCUUCCUUUUCCUCUUUUUUUAUAGUUUUAUUUCAAAGAGACUUGUAGAAUCUUUUUAAAUUGACUGACUUACAAUGUCAACGUUGAUCACCAGCUCUUCCAGCAGCGCCUUCCCGUCUUACAGCCUCUGAAAUCCUCCUGACUCCGCCUCCACAGCGUGAUGCAGAUGAUCAGCUGUCCGAGUACAGAAGGGACGCGGUCAUUCAGAGGAGAGGGGGCUCCUCAAUGAAAGUCGACUUGCUUGUUCGCUGGGUUAUGCCAGCCGAUGACUGUGCUGAGGUGGUUUUGGUGUAACUGGCUCUAUCAUAUGAUUGACUGGUGCUUUUAUACUUUGAAUGAUGUUACUUUUAGUGUUUACAACUAGAUGCCUCCAUCACAUUGAGAGAUAUGGUUACAGGGGGUGGUUAUUUUUUCUCCAUAGGUCAGCUUCUUUUUUCUUUUUUUUGUUUGAUUCAUUAUCAUGUUGUUAAAAACAAAAACCAUGCAGGUCAUACUGAGCAGGACUCUCUCAAAGCACAGCAUUUCAGCCAGGAUGAGUGCUGUGCAAGCUUUGGUAAAUCCAUUAUGGUUCACAGUGAAGUUUACCCCGGAGACCGCUGCGUACCCAUUGAUACUAAAAUACUGUCUAACUGAAAGAAAAAAUCUUUACAGGAAGAAAACCAGCAGAUGCCUUAAACUAACCACACUGCAACUUUUUCAUAAAAUUAAAUUGAUUGCAGUCUGGUGAGGCAAAGACACUGAAACCAGCAUUGACUCUAUGCUGCUGAGCAGAUUUUUGUUCUUUGUUAAAAAGAUGAACUUCAUUAAAUCUGUCAGGUAAAGACAUCUGAAAAUCUGCGGCGAGGUCUAUUCCUGGUUUCAGCCAGAGAGCUGCAGUAACAAGGAGUCUGAGGAUUGGUCUACAAAGACAAAAAAUUAAUAAAGAUGUUUUUGAGUUACACUUCGACACGGGAUCUUCUUAAGGAUGGAUUGUCGGCUCUAGGGAAAGUUUAGGUUAUUAAACUACUUUUUUUUUUCAUGCGUAUCAAAAAGGCAACAAAGACAACCAAUCAAAACUGACAACAGCAUUCACAAGUCUUACAACGCUCUGGCCUGAAGGUUAUAAAACAUGCCCCAGGUUGGAGCUGUUUUCACACAUGCACUCCUGAAAAUUAUUAGAAUAUUUCAGGACAGGCUGCCCCUGAAAUCUGAGUUUCAUAUUCAAGUUUCCGUCGUAGCUUGAAGUACACCUUGUUGGAAGGGUCGGGGUCUCAGGAGGCAUUAACAACCCUCUCUGAAAUAAUGUCAGUGUUUAGCAUGAAAACACCAUCAUUACGCAGCACUAUUUCAGAAUAAUUCUGCAGUAUUCCUUUACGUUUGAGGAAAACAAUCCCAUUGCCUGUUUCUCUGGGUUAAGUAGACAACUUACAGAAAACAGCAGCUCUGAACAGAUAGACAUUUAAGUUGAACACAGUCCCCUCCAAUCUCAAUCAAUACCAGCUGACAGGGAUGCUCUUUGUUCCAGGAGCACUGUUCAGUUUCUUGUGUUACAUGUGUUAAAUGUAAACUCACUCUAAAUGCCCUUUUUUUCCCAGUGUGUCACUUACAUCUUCUGUGUUUAGCUCUGAAGCUUGAUAUCACUCCUUACCUGACGGAUGUUUAAGCUUUGCAGACCCUAUCAGUUUCUCAUGAAGAUGCACAAAUGAACCUUUAGCAUCUGCACGAGACACACAAGGCUUUCUCUAGCUCCAAUGAAUACUCAUGGAGACGGGGGCUCGAGUCCCACAUGGAAAGAAAAGUCAGAUUUGAACUCAAAUCAUGAUGUGCUUCCUCACAACAAUGGGGCGUUCCUGUGAGAGGCGUUAGAAAGACGAGUUUGUGUUUAUGAAACACUGACAAAGCGUCUGUAUCGGACCACCUGUAGUGAGAAGGUGUUUUUUUUUUUUUUAUCUUGUUUUUUUCAUGCAGCUUUAGAGACCAAGAAACAAAACAUGCUCAGAUAAAGAAUAUCAUGUCUUGUUUGUUUCGGGAGCUUUGCAUCCAUAAACUUUAACAUCGGUAUCGGGGGGGUUAACCCGGGCUAAGUCAGGGGACCAUCUAUUAAAUCCUGUUUGACAUCAAUCCGAGCCUCUGGAGACCCAUUCAAACCCUAAAAUGGACCACACUAAUGGGUGCAGAUUCCCAUGAUGCUAAUCGAAUUAAAGCUAAUAGGCUUCAGUUUAAAUGCCUCAUUAUGUUCUGUUUUAUCCAAAUACUUAAAGGAGCAAUGUGUAACUCUGACACCUAGUGUUUAAAAUGUGUACUGCA
Molecule: messenger RNA, 3965 nt
Organism: Labrus bergylta (ballan wrasse)
Lineage: Eukaryota; Metazoa; Chordata; Actinopteri; Labriformes; Labridae
Gene: rps6kb1a
Product: ribosomal protein S6 kinase b, polypeptide 1a
Biological process (GO): peptidyl-serine phosphorylation; signal transduction
Molecular function (GO): protein serine/threonine kinase activity; ATP binding
Source: RefSeq, a predicted model, not a curated record